Fusarium odoratissimum NRRL 54006 is the source of this 2388-nucleotide messenger RNA. RefSeq lists its product as uncharacterized. Bases 644 to 2053 code for a protein of 469 amino acids. The record is from RefSeq and is a predicted model, not a curated record. The transcript has a single exon. NCBI's taxonomy places the organism in Eukaryota, Fungi, Ascomycota, Sordariomycetes, Hypocreales, Nectriaceae.
CGUUUUACUUUUACUUUUACUUUUAUCCUUGGCCUCUGCUCGUUUCUCUUCAUUCCUUCUUUCCCACCUUCAGGUCUUCACCCGCUCGUUUCAAUAUCGUCCAUCCUUGACUUAUACCGAAGCCUCGUGAUUGUUGCUUCUAUACUCAGGCUAAUAAUUGCAAAAUAAGACAGACUGCAAUAUAUUUCCUAGAGUAGUACACUCUUUCAGUCCCGAUUUUAUAUCACUUACAUUCUUUCACCAACCCGUGGUGUUGGUUCGGUUUACUGGCUGGGGUCGAUUCACACCGAGCAAGCUUGGAUAUCAGCAACGAAAUAUCCCAUAACUAACAAACACUUGCCGGAGCGACUUGGACACUCCUAUCUCUGGUUGGCAAAUUGGUGCCAUUCAAUAUAUAUACCGCCAUCUAUUAUCGUUUAUCAACAACCAUAUCAUAGUCGCACUGCAGAGCCAAGGUCGACGAAGCAUAGCCAAUCCAGAUUAUGCAGUACCACUCAACGUUACAAACCUUACGAGAAACAAGAUUAAUUUUGCAACGAUUUACGGGAACCAAAGAACGCUUAGUUCGAGGUUAGCCACCUACCAGCUGUCGUACUGGGGCUUCGCAACUACGCAACAUCGUCUUCACCAACUUUCAGAAACAAUGCGACGCACCCUAUCAAUCGUUCUGGGCUCUUUAGCCCUACUGGUCACGGUGGCUGUGAUAGCAGUUCUUAUUGUUCUCACAAUUCAUACACCCAAAGAAUCAAGUGGCCGAACACUCUCGAAAGUCUCUGUUGCCCUCGAGGUUGUAACUCUCGUCAUCCUCUGCUGGUUCACCUCCACAUAUGUUUCAACUUCCUUCCGGCGAUGGUCAACACGAUGCCUGGGUGUUGACUUUGGUGCUUGUCUUUUGGCAAUACUAUUUGCUACUGUUGCAACAGUGGCUACUCUCAUUCAAUUCAGCAAGUCUAAAUUCGAAAAUGAGGAUGGGUUCACAGGCUCGAGUAAGAGCAGUCUUCUCGUCGGCCUAUCCGCUAGUCUUGGGGUGUGCUUCUUCCUUCAAACCGGCUUCUUAUCCGUUCAUUUCUUCCUUACGCGACAAAGUGAUCAGAAGGCACUUUCACUCCACACUCUAGAGGAGGACCGAGGCUUGCCAUCAUUCCGAUCCAAGUCGUCUCUGAAGUCGAUCCCCUAUAGUCACACAGCUUCAGAUCAUGACACAGCCCCCAGGGUGAUGAACUCGAUGGACUCUCAAACACCUACCCCAUCCAUACGUGGACGUUCCAGAUCCGGUACUGCAACUUCUAUCAAGGUUCAACUUUCAAAUGCUAUUCGGUCUGCGACUGUCAGAAGUCACGUAUCGUCGAGCGAGUUUCGACGACCUAUUUCGACCGACUCGACAAUAUAUCAGUCCAGUGAAGAUGCCUUUGACACCUGGGAUACAUCGUCUGUUGAUACAAACAACCGCCAAGUGGUUAUGGAAGCCACAACUCCUCCCCAGCAAACCCAAGGCCAUUUUCUCGAGACAAUUCCUGGUAGUCCUUCACCAAGCAGAACGUCCACACCGAACAAUGAUAUGCCUCUCGAGCCGCCGAGGAUCCGCAUGCGAAGCCGAAGCUUCAGUCCGGUAACUAUAACACGUGAGCAAAUGAGCCCUCAAACGUCGACGACCGAUCUCCCUGAGCCGUCCCUGAGUGAAUCUCAUAUUCAUCCGCUCUUCCGAUCCGACUCGCCUACGCCGCCCCCAAUGGCUACACCUGGCACGGUCGUCUUGGCCUCGCCCAAUGCUGGACAAGUCAUCACACACCGCCAGAGUGUACGGUCUCUGCGGUCUGCCUCCAUAACAGUGGGCCCAAGCCCUCUCAGCCAUCGGGAUGAGCACGAGAGCAUUAGAGAGGAGCAAGAGUCAGAGACAGACUCCCUAACGACAAUUGACCGGCCGCUUACCCCUCCCAUCCCUGAGUGGGUUAUGGGUGCCGGCGCUCGAUCAAGUUGGUCGGAUUAUAACAACCGCAAGUCAAGAAUUGACAAUGCAGGUGAUGGAGAAAGUAAGAAGCAGGAGAAGAACUAACGAUGUCACUCUGGCUGAGUGACAGUAUAAUGAUGAAAAUGAGCAGGGGCAUGUGAAAAUAGCGGGCACUAUGAUAUGGACAGACUCCAUUUUCUUAUCUUUUUUUAUCCUUCCAGACGCCACCGGAUGGUAAACUCAGAGUUCCGUACAGACCUGGUGGAACGAACUGAGUAGGAAUACGUGUAUACCAAUGAAAAUAGCGAGGCGCUUUUAUGACUUGAUCUUGUGCGCUAGAGGCGCGAGGAUGGACGACAGAGAUGCAUUGUAAGGUAGAAAAAAGGCUAGAAAGCUUAGAAGCAAUAUCAAACACUUGUUAAAAGAACCUGAGUAUAUUC